Messenger RNA from Caenorhabditis briggsae, 591 nucleotides. The coding region runs from base 1 to 591 and encodes 196 amino acids. NCBI's taxonomy places the organism in Eukaryota, Metazoa, Nematoda, Chromadorea, Rhabditida, Rhabditidae. The record is from RefSeq and is a predicted model, not a curated record. The transcript has a single exon.
AUGGAGGACGUUGAGAUGGCACAGCCGGCUGAGAAGGAUGGAGAGGCGGAGCGGCAAGCAGGAGGAAGCAGCAACGACGGAUCGCUGUGGGCAGAUUUCACCGAGAUGGAAGAGUCCAAGGUGAGCGUGAGAGAAAAAAUGAAAAGAAUCAAAGGCUUCAAAAAGUUCGUCGAGAAGUCUGAAGAAAUGGUGGAGAGUGUGAAGAAGGCGUUGGGAGAUACCGCGCUGACGUCGAGGAAACAAGACAUGAUACUGGCGCCGGUGGUGAACUUGGUGGAGGAGAUAGCCAAGGAAGUUUGGGAAUUGGUGGUGGUACCGGCAAGAAUGGAGUGCGGAUACGACGAGGUUGGAGGAGUCACCGAAACAUGGCAGAAAGUAAGGAAGACGGCGCUGAAUGUGGAAGUCGUGGAUCCAAUGACUCCAGUAGGACCCAAGAAGAUGCCGUUGAUCCUCUGCGACUUGAAACCAGGAUCGCUGGAGAAGAUGAUGGAAUACUUGGCGUGCGCCAUCCCAGGCCACUCGUUGGUGGAUCGACUGAGAGCAGACGUUGAGGACUCAGAGCCAAAAAUCAAGAAGCACCGUGCAAAUUGA